Lotus japonicus is the source of this 1410-nucleotide messenger RNA. RefSeq lists its product as uncharacterized. The record is from RefSeq and is a predicted model, not a curated record. The coding region runs from base 1 to 1410 and encodes 469 amino acids. Gene Ontology annotation, molecular function: RNA-DNA hybrid ribonuclease activity; nucleic acid binding. The transcript has a single exon. Lineage: Eukaryota; Viridiplantae; Streptophyta; Magnoliopsida; Fabales; Fabaceae.
AUGCCUUUCGGAUUAAAGAAUGCGGGGGCGACGUAUCAGCGGUUGAUGGAUAGGGUGUUUCAAGGACUGGUAGGAAGGAACAUGGAGGUAUACGUUGACGAUAUGAUCGUUAAAUCGGUUUUCGGAUCGAACCAUCAUAAGGAUUUGAUGGAGGCCUUCGGUAGGAUUCGGAAGCAUAACAUGAGGCUUAAUCCGGAAAAAUGUUCUUUCGGCAUACGGGGCGGGAAGUUUUUAGGCUUCAUGAUUACAUCCAGAGGAAUCAAAAUUAAUCCAGAUAAGUGUAAGGCAAUCCAGGAGAUGAAAAGCCCAAGCAAUGUGAAGGAGGUGCAGAGACUAACCGGGCGGAUCGCGACCUUAUCCCGUUUUCUCCCUCACUCGGGCGACAAGUCAGCCCCAUUCUUCAAAUUCCUCAAGAAGAAUGCGGCAUUUGAGUUGAAUUCAGAGUGCGAGGAGGCCUUCACCCGCCUCAAGGAGAUGUUGUCCGCCCCACUAGUCCUUUCGAAACUUGUCCAAGGCCUUCCUUUGCAUUUGUACUUCUCUGUCGGUGAUCACGCAAUAAGCUCGGUGAUCCUUCAGGAGGUAGAUGGAGAGAAAAGGGGGAAGGUCGGUGCACAGACCUUAGCGGAUUUUGUGGUGGAAUUGACGCCAGAAAAAGGGGAAAAUGUGAGCACGCAAUGGAUAUUGUUUGUCGAUGGGUCGUCGAACGACAACGGAAGCGGGGCUGGGGUCACUUUGCAGGGGCCCGGGGAGUUGGUGUUGGAACAGUCCCUCAGGUUCCAGUUCAAAACCAGCAAUAACCAAGCAGAAUACGAGGCUCUUAUUGCGGGCUUAAAACUGGCAAUUGAGGUGCAAAUCGACAGUCUGCUGGUAAGAACGGACUCGCUGCUAGUGGCAAGCCAAGUCAAUGGGGAGUUUCAAGUAAAGGAGCCGGCCUUGAUAAAGUAUGUGGAGCGCGUGCGGCUGCUCAUCGGUCGUUUGCAACAGGUGGUAGUUGAGUUCGUGCCGAGGGCACAAAACCAAAGGGCGGACGCCCUAGCGAAGCUAGCAAGCACUAGGAAGCCUGGCAACAACCGGAGUGUGAUUCAAGAGACGCUCGCCAAUCCCAGCAUAGAGGAGGAUUUGGUGGCUUCGGUUGAUCGCCAUGAAACUUGGAUGAACCCCAUCAUCGAUAUUCUGGCGGGAGAACCAAGUGACGUGGUAAAAUACUCAAAGGCGCAAAGGAGGGAGGCGGUGCACUACACGCUACUCGACGGGAUACUCUUUCGGCGGGGAUUUAGUUCACCCCUCCUAAGAUGUCUUCCACCUGAGAAAUACGAGGUUGUUAUGACGGAGGUUCAUGAGGGAGUUUGUGCAAGCCACAUUGGAGGAAGGUCGCUGGCGUGCAAAGUCCUCAGAGCGGGUUUCUAUUAG